GCCUAUCUCCUCAGGAUCACCUUGCGCUGACCUAGUUACACCGAGAAGGAAGGAACCCCAGUAGACCAGGGAGGACGGCGGGGCGGGAUGUGGGCGGGGCCGCGGGCGGGGCGGGGCUUAGAGUGGGAUCUUUAUGGGGCUCGCCUGUGAUUUGCAGAUGGAUUCGAGACGGAAGCGGGCUGGGAGGCGUCGGCGGCGGCAGCGCACGUGGUGACGUGCGAGGGGGUGCGGCGCGAGCGGUCGGCGGCGGCGGAGGCAGUGUCUCCCGGUCGCGCGUGGAGGUCGGUCGCUCGGAGCUGCUAGGCGCAGUUUCUCCGCCUGCUGCUUCGGCGCGGCUGUGUCGGCGAGCGAGCGAGUUCCUGCGAGUUCUCGGUGGCGCUCCCCCUUCCUUUCAGUCUCCACGGUCUGGCCCCUCGUCCUUCUACUUGACCGCUCCCGUCUUCCCCCGCCUUCUGGCGCUUUCCGUUGGGCCGAUUCCCGCCCGCUUCCUCCUGCUUCCCAUCGAAGCUCUAGAGAUGAAUGUUUCCAUCUCUUCAGAGAUGAACCAGAUUAUGAUGCAUCAUUAUCACAGAAGAAAUUCGUGUCUAUAGCUUUUAAGGACUUGAUUACAUCAUUUUCAAGCCUGAUAGUUUUGGAAUCACCAUUAGAGCUUAAGACACACCUGCCUUCAUUUCAGCCACCUGUCUUCAUACCCUGACGAAGUGCACCUUUUAACACUCCUUUGUCCUUGGAUUACUUAAGAGUUCCCAGAAAUACAUUUGCCACCAACAGAGUAGCCAAAUUUAUAAGGAAAAAUGAUUCCCAAUGGAUAUUUGAUGUUUGAGGAUGAAAAUUUUAUUGAGUCUUCUGUUGCCAAAUUAAAUGCCCUGAGGAAAAGUGGCCAGUUCUGUGAUGUUCGACUUCAGGUCUGUGGCCAUGAAAUGUUAGCACACAGAGCAGUGCUAGCUUGCUGCAGUCCCUAUUUAUUUGAAAUCUUUAAUAGUGAUAGUGAUCCUCAUGGAAUUUCUCACGUUAAAUUUGAUGAUCUCAAUCCAGAAGCUGUUGAAGUCUUGUUGAAUUAUGCCUACACUGCUCAGUUGAAAGCAGAUAAGGAAUUGGUAAAAGAUGUUUAUUCUGCAGCAAAAAAGCUGAAGAUGGAUCGAGUAAAGCAGGUUUGUGGUGAUUAUUUACUGUCUAGAAUGGAUGUUACCAGCUGCAUCUCUUACCGAAAUUUUGCAAGUUGUAUGGGAGACUCCCGUUUGUUGAAUAAGGUUGAUGCUUAUAUUCAGGAGCAUUUGUUACAAAUUUCUGAAGAGGAGGAGUUUCUUAAGCUUCCAAGGCUAAAGUUGGAGGUAAUGCUUGAAGAUAAUGUUUGCUUGCCCAGCAAUGGCAAAUUAUAUACAAAGGUAAUCAACUGGGUGCAGCGUAGCAUCUGGGAGAAUGGAGACAGUCUGGAAGAGCUGAUGGAAGAGGUUCAAACCUUGUACUACUCAGCUGAUCACAAGCUGCUUGAUGGGAACCUACUAGAUGGACAGGCUGAGGUGUUUGGCAGUGAUGAUGACCACAUUCAGUUUGUGCAGAAAAAGCCACCACGUGAGAAUGGCCAUAAGCAGAUAAGUAGCAGUUCAACUGGAUGUCUCUCUUCUCCAAAUGCUACAGUACAAAGCCCUAAGCAUGAGUGGAAAAUCGUUGCUUCAGAAAAGACUUCAAAUAACACUUACUUGUGCCUGGCUGUGCUGGAUGGUAUAUUCUGUGUCAUUUUUCUUCAUGGGAGAAACAGCCCACAGAGCUCACCAACAAGUACUCCAAAACUAAGUAAGAGUUUAAGCUUUGAGAUGCAACAAGAUGAGCUAAUCGAAAAGCCCAUGUCUCCUAUGCAGUACGCACGAUCUGGUCUGGGAACAGCAGAGAUGAAUGGCAAACUCAUAGCUGCAGGUGGCUAUAACAGAGAGGAAUGUCUUCGAACAGUCGAAUGCUAUAAUCCACAUACAGAUCACUGGUCCUUUCUUGCUCCCAUGAGAACACCAAGAGCCCGAUUUCAAAUGGCUGUACUCAUGGGCCAGCUCUAUGUGGUAGGUGGAUCGAAUGGCCACUCAGAUGACCUGAGUUGUGGAGAGAUGUAUGAUUCAAACAUAGAUGACUGGAUUCCUGUUCCAGAAUUGAGAACUAACCGUUGUAAUGCAGGAGUGUGUGCUCUGAAUGGAAAGUUAUACAUCGUUGGUGGCUCUGAUCCAUAUGGUCAAAAAGGACUGAAAAAUUGUGAUGUAUUUGAUCCUGUAACAAAGUUGUGGACAAGCUGUGCUCCUCUUAACAUUCGGAGACACCAGUCUGCAGUCUGUGAGCUUGGUGGUUAUUUGUACAUAAUCGGAGGUGCAGAAUCUUGGAAUUGUCUGAACACAGUAGAACGAUACAAUCCUGAAAAUAAUACCUGGACUUUAAUUGCACCCAUGAAUGUGGCUAGGCGAGGAGCUGGAGUGGCUGUUCUUAAUGGAAAACUGUUUGUAUGUGGUGGCUUUGAUGGUUCUCAUGCCAUCAGUUGUGUGGAAAUGUAUGAUCCAACUAGAAAUGAAUGGAAGAUGAUGGGAAAUAUGACUUCACCAAGGAGCAAUGCUGGGAUUGCAACUGUAGGGAACACCAUUUAUGCAGUGGGAGGAUUCGAUGGCAAUGAAUUUCUGAAUACGGUGGAAGUCUAUAACCUUGAGUCAAAUGAAUGGAGCCCCUAUACAAAGAUUUUCCAGUUUUAACAAAUUUAAGACCCUCUCAAACUAACAGGCUUAGUGAUGUAAUUAUGGUUAGUAGAGGUACACUUGUGAAUAAAGAGGGUGGGUGGGUAUAGAUGUUGCUAACAGCAACACAAAGCUUUUGCAUAUUGCAUAUUAUUAAACAUGCUGUACAUACUUUUUGUGUUUAUUUGGAAAGGAAUGCAAAGAUGAAGGUCUGUUUUGUGUACUUUUAAGACUUUGGUUAUUUUACUUUUUGGAAAAGAAUAAACCAAGAAUUGAUUGGGCACAUCA
Molecule: messenger RNA, 2993 nt
Organism: Pan troglodytes (chimpanzee)
Lineage: Eukaryota; Metazoa; Chordata; Mammalia; Primates; Hominidae
Gene: IVNS1ABP
Product: influenza virus NS1A binding protein
Exons: 15
Coding region: 795-2723 (642 amino acids)
Molecular function (GO): protein binding
Source: RefSeq, a predicted model, not a curated record